Messenger RNA from Phyllostomus hastatus (greater spear-nosed bat), 16101 nucleotides. RefSeq names its product guanylate cyclase 1 soluble subunit alpha 2 (gene GUCY1A2). Gene Ontology annotation, biological process: cGMP biosynthetic process; response to oxygen levels. The coding region runs from base 24 to 2204 and encodes 726 amino acids. Gene Ontology annotation, cellular component: guanylate cyclase complex, soluble. Lineage: Eukaryota; Metazoa; Chordata; Mammalia; Chiroptera; Phyllostomidae. The record is from RefSeq and is a predicted model, not a curated record. The transcript is spliced from 8 exons. Gene Ontology annotation, molecular function: heme binding; guanylate cyclase activity.
GCCGCCGCAGCGCCGCCAGCAGCAUGUCUCGAAGGAAGAUUUCAUCCGAGUCGUUCAGCUCCCUGGGCUCCGACUACCUGGAGACCAGCCCGGAGGAGGAGGGGGAAUGCCCCAUGUCCAGGCUCUGCUGGAACGGCAGCCGGAGCCCCCCCGGGCAGCCUGAGCCUAGCGCUGCCGCCGCCACUCCGGCCCCGGCCGCCUCCGCGGUCGCCACCGCCGCCACCGCUGGGGCCAGGAGGGCUCAGCGCCGGAGGCGGGUCAACCUGGACUCGCUGGGCGAGAGCAUCAGCCGCCUGACGGCACCCUCGCCUCAGACGAUCCAGCAAACUCUCAAGAGGACAUUGCAGCAUUAUGAGCACCAAGUUAUUGGUUAUAGGGAUGCAGAAAAGAAUUUCCACAAUAUCUCUAACAGAUGCUCCUAUGCAGACCAUUCCAACAAAGAGGAAGUUGAAGAUGUCUCAGGAAUUCUUCAGUGUACUGCUAAUAUACUCGGUUUGAAGUUUGAGGAAAUUCAAGAAAGAUUUGGUGAGGAGUUCUUUAAUAUAUGUUUUGAUGAGAAUGAGAGAGUCCUUCGAGCUGUAGGUGGCACAUUGCAGGACUUUUUUAAUGGCUUUGAUGCUUUGUUGGAACACAUUAGAACUUCUUUUGGAAAACAGGCCACUCUGGAGUCACCAUCAUUCCUAUGCAAAGAGCUUCCAGAAGGUACUCUUAUGCUCCACUACUUCCACCCUCACCACAUUGUGGGCUUUGCGAUGCUGGGGAUGAUUAAGGCUGCAGGAAAGAAGAUCUAUCGGCUGGAUGUGGAAGUGGAACAGGUUGCAAAUGAGAAAUUGUGCUCUGAUGGCUCAAACCCAGGCAACUGUAGCUGUCUUACUUUCCUUAUCAAAGAAUGUGACAAUACUCAUAUCACAAAGAACCUUCCGCAGGGAACCUCCCAAGUUCCCGAGGACCUCCGAAUUAGCAUCAACACCUUCUGCAGAGCUUUCCCUUUCCACUUGAUGUUUGACCCCCACAUGUUAGUCCUUCAGCUGGGGGAAGGCCUGAGGAAGCAGCUCCGAUGUGACACUCACAAAGUGCUCAAGUUUGAGGACUGCUUUGAGAUUGUUUCUCCAAAGGUGAAUGCCACCUUUGAAAGGGUCCUGCUGCGACUGUCUACCCCAUUUGUGAUUAGGACCAAGCCUGAGGCUUCUGGCACGGAAAAUAAAGACAAGGUGAUGGAAGUCAAAGGACAAAUGAUCCAUGUCCCAGAAUCAAAUUCCAUUUUAUUCUUGGGCUCUCCGUGUGUGGACAAGCUGGAUGAACUCAUGGGCAGGGGUCUGCAUCUCUCAGACAUCCCUAUCCACGAUGCCACCCGAGAUGUCAUUUUGGUUGGUGAGCAGGCAAAGGCCCAAGAUGGCUUGAAGAAGAGGAUGGAUAAAUUAAAGGCAACUUUAGAAAGAACUCACCAGGCACUUGAAGAAGAGAAAAAGAAAACAGUGGAUCUCCUAUAUUCUAUUUUCCCUGGUGACGUAGCCCAGCAAUUGUGGCAAGGGCAGCAAGUGCAGGCCAGAAAGUUUGAUGAUGUCACCAUGCUCUUCUCGGACAUUGUGGGCUUCACAGCCAUCUGUGCUCAGUGUACCCCCAUGCAGGUGAUCAGCAUGCUGAACGAACUGUAUACCAGAUUUGAUCACCAGUGUGGAUUUUUGGAUAUUUAUAAGGUGGAAACAAUAGGUGAUGCAUACUGUGUUGCUGCAGGACUCCACAGGAAAAGCCUCUGCCAUGCUAAACCCAUCGCUCUGAUGGCUCUGAAGAUGAUGGAACUUUCAGAAGAGGUGCUGACACCUGAUGGAAGACCAAUUCAGAUGAGGAUAGGCAUUCACUCAGGCUCCGUGCUGGCUGGAGUUGUUGGGGUAAGAAUGCCCCGAUAUUGCCUGUUUGGAAAUAAUGUCACUCUGGCAAGCAAAUUUGAAUCAGGAAGUCACCCUCGUCGCAUCAAUGUCAGCCCAACCACUUACCAAUUAUUAAAACGGGAAGAAAGUUUCACAUUCAUUCCUCGGUCCCGUGAAGAGCUUCCAGACAACUUUCCAAAGGAAAUCCCUGGAAUCUGCUAUUUCCUGGAGAUAAGGACUGGUCCUAAACAACCAAAGCCUUCUCUUUCUUCAUCGAGGAUAAAGAAGGUUUCCUACAACAUCGGCACCAUGUUCCUCCGGGAGACAAGCCUCUGAGACCUGCUACAGGUCAAAGACUUCACCAAAAGCACAAGCCCAGAUCAUGGGUCACGACAGGAGAGCAGUGUUGAGAACAAACAGCAGAAUUGAUGUUAUGUCAGGCAAUAAUCCUAGAAAAAGGUGGGUGAUGACUGUCAGUUAAAAACCUGGAGGGUAGGGGGAGGAAUCAGGUGUGUCUGUUCAUAUGAGUGUUUUUGGUCAUAUAUGUAUUUUAACAAGUAUGGGCCCUCUUUCCAAACUAACCAAUAAAUAGACUUCAUGUUUUCUUGUUUGUCACACAUACAAGUAUCUUUCCCUAUACAUUUGUAUCACUUUUAAGAGCCAGUUUUGAUUAUAUAUUCCUAUAUUUAGCAAGAUGCUAUGUGAAGAAUAUUUUCUAAUUUUGUUUUUCUGAAUAGACAUUUCAUAUGUAUAUCAUGGCAGUGUGGUAAACUUCCCAGCAGGAAGAACUGUAACUCCCCAAAAUAUUUUAGGAAUGUUACCUAUUUUUAUACAUAUCUCUUCUAGAUAAUUACAUUACACAUAACAUUUUCAGAGUCUGCUACUGUAUAGUUGGUACAUUAUGUAACUCUAACCUAUUAAUUGGAUAUAGUUUUACUCAUUAGUGCUCAGAUUGAGAAUACAUAUGACCAAGGAUUUCAGAUGAUGAGAAAGCAUUGUAUGUCUGCUUAGAAAAUAUAUCCUUUAGAUUUGAUUAUUGUAGCAUGGAACCCAGAAGAAAUGGAAUUUGCUAAUAGCAGAUGCAUCUGUAACCAAGAUUGAAGAAAGGUCUUUUUGCCAUCUUCUAGCAAAUACCAGUCAAAAAUAAAAUGCUCUCUACACUGGACACUUUUCAACUUAGCACUUACAAAUACAGGUAUUUAUUGCAAUGUACUAAACUGCAUUCCAAUGACGAGUAGCAUACUAAAUGACAUGUCGUAUUUCCCCACCCCCUUCAUGGUGGGUGACUCCGAAGGCCACUCUUGGGAGCAAAUUCCUGGAUACUGACAUUAGUGAGAAAGGUGUGGGACAUUUUGCCAACAGUGUUGUUUCUUCUUGCAUAAUAAAAAGCAAGGAAAUAAACCCUGUAUUUUAUGGCUUUCAGUUUAAAAAAAACUGUCUUCUGCAGUUUGAUUGAUUUAGGUUUUAAAUUCAGUGAAUCACCUUCAGACCACUGAAGUGUGGCUAACCUUUACACUUAGUAAUCACCAUAGUUACAGAUAGGCUUCCAUCUCAUGUUCUGCUAAAAUGAAGACCAGUUCCCAAUAAUUAGCACUGCAUGAAAACAUUAUUACAGAUACACCCUGAAAUUUGGAGCACAGUGUGUCUAGGGAUUUGCUUUUUUGAAUCAGAUGUAAAACCUAAGUUUCUAUUAAGGCUAAUGAGCAGGAAAUAUUUGUUUCCUUAAAAUCUUAGGGUAUCCAUUUUCUUACUAUAGUAGGUACAGUCAUUAAUAGCUUAUGUCUUCUGAAUACAAUGUAUUUCUUCUUCUGGUCAGAGAUUUUGGCUCCAUUAUGAUUUUGUUAUGAUAUAACUCAGCUAAAGAGCAUAUUAACUACUGUCAAUGUCAUUGUGAGGCUGAAUUAGUGUUUUUAAGUUCUCUAAGUGUGUAACUAGAAAACAUUGACAGACAUGCAAAGUAUAUGUUACAAUGGUGAUCACUUUUAUAAUUGUUGAACUCCAUCUAGCCCUGAAGCUUAUGAGGACACUAGGGUAACAUUCUUCAUGUGGGGCGGGACCUAGACCUGGAGCUCUCUGAAUCCUUGCCUGUCUCUCUCUCUUCCCUGCAUCUAGGUCUCUGUUUUUAACUACAUGGGGUUAGAUGGCCAGGGCGUUUAUGAGAGGCUGUGUAGGCUGGGGACUAGGUGCUCUCAUGGGAGUAAUCACUCACAAAAGAACUCUUUAGGGCACUUGGAGAUUAACACACUUCCUUCAUAGGGAAUGAAGGCAAGCUGUACAGUCCUCAUGCCGAGAAUAGGGAAUCCCUGAGCUGUGUUGGUGGGCUCCUUACAGUGCAGGAGCAUGGGAAAGAACCCAGCUCACUGAGGUCAUUUAUGCUUAUUCUGCACAGUAACUAAGAGUUUAUUAUGAUAUGGUGGAUCAAUAAAUGUUUUGGCAGUAAACAAUGUAUUAUGUAACCAUAAGGCUGAAAGAGACUCCCAGGAAUCAUCCAAUCUAUUUCUCUGCUGCUUGUAAAGAUUCAUUUAGGCAACUAUUCUAAGCAUAUAGUUAUUCUCUCUAUACUUAUGAUCACCUAUGGGAAGCAUAUUCUAAAAGCAUCAUUGGAAAUCUACUUUAUUAUCAGCCAUGGUAAUAGGGCCCAAAACAAGAAUUGUAUAUGCAUUCAGUUUGUCAGAAGAAUAACAAACUCUUUCUUAGUUUAUAUGAUUUUACUUAGAGAAGAAGUAGCAUUUACAUUGUCAUAAAUGUCACAAUGAAGAAUAUGCCAGAGACCUACUAAAUAUCACAGGCAUGAUAUAAGCUACAUUUUUCAUGCACUAUAGUCUACAUAUAUCUUUAAAGCUAUAGCCUGAGAAAAUCGUUCAAUCUGUUAGCAUUUUGCCAAUUUAGUACAAUUGAUCAUUGUAGUUAAACUAUUGCUGUAUAUGUUUGCAAGGUACAGUUUAAAAUGGCUGUUCACUCUAGUUGUAGUCAUAGAAUUUGGAAGCUGUGAAAAAGCAUCGUAUUUUUGUCUUCCAUAUUUCCAUUAGCAAUUGUGGCUAUAACAAGGGGUGGUAGUUGUUCUUUCAUCUGACUAAUAUCUAUACAGUCUUCUCACCUACAAACCACUACACCCAUCAUUCAUUUUAGCCUGGCAGAUUAAAAGGAGUUUAAAUGGAUGAGCCAUUGAAAUCAAGUAGUAUUAAAUUGGGGAAAUGGCUUUAACCCACUCUCCAGGGAUACUUUAAAUAUAACUUGGCACCUGUAGCUCCUGUUUUAGUGUUCUUUCAAGCAAAAGAUUGGGAGAAGUCACUUUAUGACUAGUCACCAGGACCACAGCUUUUCACUGGCAUCAGCAUCGUUGUGAUGGAGAUGAGGUCAUCAUUUGGAAAUAAGUCAGUUAUCUAACAAAGUCAGAACCCCCAAUAUGUACCCAAAACAUACUGCACAGUAUGUGCUUUGUGAACCUUAAUAGCUAAUAUCAGCCAUAAUUAAAAAAUAAUACUUGAUGUCUAGAGAAAUGCUGUAUAGUAUGGUGUGGAGAAGGAUCCAAAUGUUUAAAAUCUUCCCUGAUAUUAAUCUCUUCUCUUAUGUUUUAAAUUAUUUGGGGUUUAGUUUUUAACCCCUGACUACAUGGCUGUCCAGUGAGUGAUGACCUGCUGAGACAGACACUGGUGACUGAGACUGGAGAAAGGUCUGUGGAUCCAGCACUUCAGUGUGACCUCUCGUAGUCUCACUGUUGUUCUGCUUGUCUGGUGACAGUGGUAUUGAGACCAUAGUGUUUUAUAAUGAAAAUGCAAAAGUGCAUGCCUCUUCUAGAAAAACAGAGCAGAAGAGGACAACAACCUAAAGUACUAAUUUACAAGUGCAGCAAAGCUUUUAAUUUUACAAGUUCCUCCAAAGAGUUCUAGCAAUAGAGCAAAAUUAAAUUGAUACAUACAAAAGGCAAAGCCACAGAGAAACUGGAAAACCACCAGGCUCUGUGUUUUGUACAGAAUCAAAUUGCUACCAAUUCAAAUAGUGUGUUUCGGGUUGUGAGGUAUGAAGAGAGAGCACAAGAUUAUGACCAUCAUUAAAUAUAUUUUGGAAAGGCUCUCAGGGUUCCUGACUUGUUAAAGGCAGGUGUUGUGGAUUAUCAGGGUAGAGAGUAAAACUUCUGCAAUGAGCAUCUUGUCAUGCAUUUUGAGUACUGCCUAUCCCAUGCCCAGACCCUUUCUUACUCCCUGAUGCCACUGGAAACCAUCCCGCCCACUCAAGCCUGGCCCCAUGAAACACCGUCGUCUGUACCUCUGAACCUCACAUGGACACCAAAAGAGUUUCUGAGGCCUGUUUCAGGCUGAUAGGAAGAUUCACACAACUUCAGGCCCAAGUAACAAUGCACUUCUGAAGUGAACUAACCAUCCCAGUUGUGCUGGGGGCACUGUUGACAUCAACGCUUCUCUCUGCUUUUUCUUCAAAAUACAAUCUGACUCCAAGCAUUUGAUAUAACUUCAUUGAAUAUUCCUUUGAAUGAAUUAUAUAUGACUUUACAUAGGCUGUGGGUGGCACCAGAUGCUGUUCAGCCAACAAUACCUAUACUCUUGAGACCAACAACCAAGUCUCAUAUUAUAACCUGUGGGUACUUCUGUGAUGAGAUUACAGAUCUUGAACUACAAAAACUGGCAUUUCAGAGGCUUCUAUGAACAUGUGUUAUGAGAUACAGCCUGAAAACCAUAAUGCAUGAAGAGCCAACUCAUUAAAGUUUAACAUAUUCCCUUCUGAAUGAUGAUUCUUAUAGGUAGCUCUGACAUGAAUAUAUAUUUUUUGAUAUGAAUAUACUUAAUUCACAGCCAGCUGAUUUAACACACAUAAAUUGUGUUAAAAUGACUGAACAAAUUUUAUUGUUAAAUGUGUAAAUUGAUCCCAACUAUAGACUCAAUUUCAAGAUCUUUGUGGUAGGAACUAAAGAACAGACACUGAUAUUAUCUAAAGAUUAACAUAAAUUGUCAGGAUAUAUUAAGAUAGUGUGCAAAAUUCUUUCCUCAUGCUUGAUUCAAACAAUUGAAACCUCACUAUUGUUCUACCACUUUUUGGUUUCUUUUCCUCCUUUGUUUCUUCUUUCUUCCUUCUUUCUUUCAUUGAAAGAAGUCAUUGCUAUGUUUAUAACAUAGACAGAAUCACAGUCAAUCUCAUGUUGUAAAAUAGUUUGUUUUAUAAAGUAAUGAAUAUUCUUGUGUGUGUGAGUGUGUGUGUGUGUGUGUGUUGAAUGUAACUAUUUCAAGGUUAAAAGGAGUGGCAUUCUGGGAGGAAUUGGGAUGUAGAAAAGUUAAGUUAGUGUCUUUAUUUCUAAUAUGUUGUGACUGAUCAGUCAAGUGUCUUAUUGCUGUCCCAUUUGUGUUAAGAAAUUAUACUGUUCAAUGGUUCAACUCAUCAACUUGGCAGUAUCUGGCUGGCUUCAAACAAAUUACCUGGGAAGCUUUUAGGAAUACAAAUUAUUAGGCUUUACCUUCAGAGAUUUGGAUUCAGUAGGUCUCAGGUUAGUAGGUCUCAGGAAUCAUAGUUAGAAAAUCACUCUAGGUAAUGCUAAUAUGUUGCCAGAUUUGGAGAUCACUGAAGAGUAUUCAAAUAAUCUCAAUUACUAGGAAUAAAUACAAGUUGAAUGAGACAGCAAUAUAUUAUUUUAUUUGUAGUUAUUUUGAAAGCUAAAUAUUCCAAGCUUCAUAGUAUUAUUUUUUCACAAGUUUUAAUUUUAGCUUUGGUUUAAAAUUUAUUGUCUGCUUUUUGAGUAUGAGUCUUCAAAAUUAUUAGAGACAAAUAAACACUGAUGAAUACUGCUCACUGUAAGGCUAGUAGGCAUACUGGACAUGGUCCCAUUUUCUUAAUUACUACCUGAAGUGUGCAGUACAUCACAGAAUUUGCUGAUCCUCACCAUCAAGAUAUCAACUAUGAACUUCUGGACAGAGAAGGAAAUGUCAAAGUGAUAGCCUUAUUUCUGACUACUUUGAUGUUUAUGUUAUAAAAAAUCAACUUGAUACUUAGUCUCACUUUGUACUUUUGACGUCGAACUGUACAUUCAUCUAAAAGGAUUCCCUAGCAAUACCUUGCAACAACCUUUUAAGCAAUAAUUUAAGCCAUGGUGGUGAUACCAUCUGAACCUUGCACUUUUUUGCAUGUCAUAGAGCUUUUAGGGAAAUAGAGAUAUGUUCUAUAUAAGCAAUAAUAUAGCUGCUGUGGACUUUGAAAAAAUAUUCACCAUUUUAAAACAGUAAAAUGAGCAGCAAGUGAUAAGUCAGAUAAAAAUUAUCUGAGAAAAUUACAUGCUUAAUCUGUUCUCUCAGAAGUCUUUCAGUUGCACACAUGCUUUAAGGCAAUUAAUAUACUCUUGUCAGAUUAUUUCUGUCAUAUAAUUUUCAAAAUACCCAUAAUAGUAUUUCUCUCAAGAAAUGUGUAUGUAUGUAAUGUUGUCCAAAUUUUCAGAUCUUCACAGUGUAUAAUACUAAGGAGCAGUUAAGAACAGAUACCUGAGUAGAAGUAGAACACAUGUUGGAUGAAUUGACUGAGAAUGUAGGCAUUAUGAAAAUAUAGAUGGGUCUUGGGACAAUUAAUGCAACUGUAGCUUUGAUGAGGUUUUAGAAGAUGAAAGUUUAGAGAUAAAAGGAGCUUAUUACCACUGUUUUCUAUGAAGACAAGUGUUUAGUAAGUGUAAUAGUAUUUUGGUUUCAGAAUAUGGUUGAAAAUCAUAUGUAGUAUAAUUAAGAAACAUCUGAAAAUGAUUAUGUAGUCAUAUUGAAAAUAACCUGCUCCUCUUAGCUAUUUUGAUAAUAGUACCAGAGCUUGCAGAUUUCAAAGGGAAUAAUUUAUAUAGUUUUACUUCUUAAAAUAUAAUUUUAAUCAAAUGUGCCAUGGUCAAUAAUAUUCAGUCCUUUGAUAGUUAAAUUGCCCUUCCAUAAUUUAGAAUAAUGUAUUGGGAUUACAGCUAAAAGCAACUGGUAAACUUAUGAUACAUUAAGGAUCUUCUAAUGAACAGAUUAUUAUUUAGCAAAUCAUAUGAGCUUUACUCCAUUCUUAAGCCUGUAAAUAAGAUUAUAGCUCCUAUUAUUGUCUAGCUGGGUAAACUCUCUUCUAAUCAUGAAUCUGAACACAACUGGAAUGGUGAGUGGGUUUGCUAGUAUUUUAAGUUCCCAUUAACUAUGGCAAAACUUAAAUUAGCAUCUUCCUACCCACAGUUGAGAAAAUUCCCCUAUACAAAUCAAAUAGGAUUGUUGACUCACUGAGAAAGUUUUGACAGAUGUCUUUUUGUAUUCAAUCAAUGCUUAACACUUAAUAAGCAUGCUUUUGACUAUUAUAAAUAAUGAAAAUAGCUUGAAACUAUUAAAUUAUAGUGAAUUUAUCCUCUCAGUUAAUUCAUCUAGUUGCAAACAUCAUUCUUAAUAUGAUAUUUAAGUACUGUUGCUUAAUAUCUGAAAGCAGAAGACACAAGCAAAACUAAAUGGCAAGCCUAAGUAAUUGGUUUAUAUUCAAACUUCCUCUGUGGCCUUUUCACUCUUUGUAGAUAAAGAAGAGAUACUACCAAAUAUAUUUUUAACAUGGUCUACUAAAUAUAAUUAAAUAUAAAUAAGGCAGUAAUAGAGGUAAAAAUCAGAAACAUGCAAAAUUGCUUCUCAUACCACCUCACUUUUUAAAGACUGUUUCUCCUUUUAUGUUAUCUGACAGUUAAUUAUACAUCAGUCUCAGGACACAGGGACAGAUGAAACAGUGACAUGGGCAAGGGCUUUGGGUGAGAUGGAUCAAAGAGAUCUACUUGUUGUCUUCAUGACAGCAUAGAUACUCUGAAAGCAGACACGGUUUACAUAAUAGAGAUGUGGUUUAAUGAGAGUUAGAUGAUUUAUUUAACUGGUGGUCUUCUUACUUUAAAAAGAGGGGAGAAGAAUCCUUUAGAAGCCAUUUUCAGUGUUGUUAGGGGGUCAUGUCAUCCUUUCAGCAGCCGCACAGAUCAGUGAAGCUGGGAUUCCAAACUCCCUGAGCUGCUGUGUACAGGAACCCCAUGAAGGUGGCAGACAGCACUAAUCUUGGUUACACUGAUGAUGGUAAAUGAAAGUGUCAGAACAGCUAUACUGAAGGAAUGAAAAGAGCCAACUACCAGCUCUGCCACAUGUCACAGAAAGGCUGUUAAAAUUAGCACAAAAGAACAAACUAUCAGAGUGCAGUUGAUAAGAAAAUAAAACUCCCCUCCUUCCUGCCUUUAUAGCAUUCCUGGCUGAGCUAACACUCAGUGAGAAAAAUACAAUUCAAUUUCAUACAUCCUUUUUAAAAAAAUUCUGACAUUAUAAAAACUAUCCUUCCCUGGUUUUGAAACUUAAUCACAAAGAAUGAGAAAUAUUUAUGUCCUAAAAUCAUUGCUGGGCCUAUACUAUAUUCUAUGUUCUUCACAUUGCUCUCAAGUGAGGUUUUGGGCGCUAGCAAAACAUGUGCUCAACUUUAGAGCAGGUGGAAGCCUUUCUGACCUGACCAGCCUCCUCAUCUCAUUCAGGGGUUCUCCAGGGAGUUGGAGCCCGGGAGAGAGUCACCCCAUAGCAUUUGAUGGCGUGCAGUGGGAGAGAUGAAGAUGACUCUGUCUUCCAAUAUUAAAAGUGCUUAGGUAACUUCUUACUAUCAUCCAAAGAUGUUUCACUUACACAUAAUUGAUUAAUUCAAGCAGAGUUUGAUUAGAACAGAAAUUUUAAAAGGAGGAAACAAACCUGAACAAUUUUUAAUCAGAAUAAUCAGUUAGAAAAAUAAUUUAGGAUAAAGAUUUGCUGUUUCAGAAGAGUCAGCUUACUUAUUUCCAAAAGUCAGAAUGCUAGAGCCUUUUGAAUGUUUUCUAAAUGUAUCAUGUUUUACAACACUGAGAAAGAUGAACAAUUUUGUUGAUGUAAUAUUUCUUGAGGUUUUAUCCCCCAUAGAUAACAUAUAAUUAUAAAUUAUAUUUAAAUUGUUUUUUCUCCAUGUUCUUUUUUCUGGAAGAAAAUAAAAAUGUAGACAAUGUCAUAAAUAAGACAAACUUACAAAUUGUGACAUUGAGCCAUGGUUUGCAAAUUUGGUAACAUUCUUUUACCUGAAAUAAUAAACUAUUUUUAAUAAUAUAAGGGUUAAGGAUAACGGUCAAAGAAUACUGUAUUUAGACUUGUUCAAAUUUGCAUAUAGGGCAAAACCUUUCAAACUUCUCAGAAUAAAAUCUGAGUCAAAGCUAAUUUAGGUUAAAAUAAUUUGAACAACACAUGACCUCUAAUAAGAAACUAUGCGUUUCCAUACCCAAUGGAACCUCAAAUCCUAAAACAAUUCCAUUAUUGCCUCCCAAGAAGCUUUCCUUUAUGGCCAAUAUCACUAAUUUUCAAGCCUAGUAAGAGAGCAUGGGUUUCUUUUGAGACAGGUGAUCUGUAUCAUUAUAUUUGUGUAUAAUCACUUAAAAGACUCCCUUCUUUUUUAUAGCUUUUUUGGUUCAAAGCAUCCUAGUUAAAGUGGAGCAAAAUACUAAAGUGGCCAGAUAGUUUUUCAACAAUGUGAAACCUCCCUUCAAAUUUUAUUUGUAUAAAUCAUCAUGUUGAAAUAAAAACCCAGCUUUGGCUUGGAGUCUUAAAUAAAUUGAUUUUGUGUUAUUUGAUGAGAAAUUAUUGUCAAGAAGAAGAAAUUAAUUCUUAUAGUAGAUUCCAUUUUAGCCAAGAAGGAUAAGGUAAACUAGAUGACUGUAUAAUUAUCUAUAGUAAUUCAGGGAAAUUUUUUAAUUUUUUAUUUUUGGUCUUGUGCAAAGAUAAUUACUCAUGGAUAGCAGCCAAAAUUAUUAUUCUUAUUUUUUUAAUUUGUUUCAAGUGUAUCACCAAGCACUUAUAAAAUCCAUUCUUUUCAUUCAUUAUGUAACUCAAUGACCUUUAAUAAUUGGUACUCAUUGCCCUUUCUUUUGAUCCUUAAAAAUACUUUUUUUAUCCUGUCCAAAAGAAUUCUCCUACUAAAAUGCAAAUGAGUACCUGAGUAUAGAAAGUAUCCUAUCUUAUGAGUAUAUAUGAAGUACUUUAGCUGGAUUCAGCUGGACUGCAAAAAAAAUUAAGAAAGGACACCAACAUGGAAUAGGAAAAGAGAUAGCAAAAUCAAAUUUUGCAUAUAUUUAAAUUAUGUCUAUAGCCCAACGCUGCUAACCAGGAACAAAAGCUAAAAAUAGGUGGGAAGGUUAACUGAUUACAGUUGACCCUUGAACAAUACAGGUUUGAACUGUGCAGGUCCACUUACACAUGGAUUUUUUCUAACAAAUAUACAAUUGGCUCUUUAAUCUCCAGAUUUUGCAUUCAUGGUUUCAAGCAACUGCAGAUAGAAAACAGUAUCUUCAGUCUGUGGCUGGGAAUCUGUGGAUGCAGAAGGCCUACCGCAUGCAACGUCCCAUGCCAUUUCAUAUAUGGGACUUGGACACCCAUGGAUUUGGGUAUCUGCCGGGGUUCUAGAAUGAAUCCCUCUCAAAUACCCAGGGACAACUGAGUUUUUGGGGAUUCACAGUUAUAUGUGAAUUUUCAACUUCAUAGGGAUUGGUGGCACUAACUUCUCACAUUGUUCAAGGGCCAACUGUAUAGAUACUAAACAUAGUAUUAAUAUUUAACAGAAUAUGAAAUUCAACAUGUCAAACUUUGAUAAAACAGAAACCUAAGUAUGUUAAUAAUAGUGAAACUAUUAAAAGGAACAAAAAUAACUUCUUGUGUUAUGUAUACCCACCAGUAUAAAAGUUUUCUGUUGGGAAAGCUUGGUAUUAUGUCUUCAAUCAAUACUGGCUAUAUGAUCUAAUUAAAUAUUAGUAUAUUCUUUAUGAGAAUGAUAACCCAUGCAAGAGUCUAAAUAUUGAGUGUGGCUAUAAUUUGAAUAUCAACAGAAUUUAAUAUUAUUUCUUGAUGACACUGCUGGUGAACGUUAACAUGAGUGGGCUAUAUGUAAAGGUAUUAUGUGAAGUAAAGUAAUUAGGUUCUUAAAGUUUGUCAGUAUCCUCAGCCUCUCUUUCUAUUUUUUUAUUCUUGCUUUCCUUCCCUUCCCCUCCCUUUUUCCCUUCCUUCUUUCCCUUCUUGCCUCCUUUCCUCCUCCUCACUUUCCUUCUCUCUCUUUCUCUUUCUCUCUCUCUCUCUCUCUCUCUCUCUCUCUCUCUUUCUGUUACUCUCACUCUUAGAAGGAUGUGAAAACAGAAUUUAUUAUUCUGGCUGGCCCCCCCAUUUCAAUGUUACAUGGUUGAACACUGUGGGAUAGUGGGUAAGGAAACAAAGGUGGACAUUAGAUGUAGAUCAUUUGGAUUAGAAAUUGAUCUAGCCCAAAUGAGAAAAUUGAGACCUGGGCUUCCAGAGACUUCAUAUGUUAAGAGAAACAUGGGUCUAAAAAGUAUAUAUGUUGUUUGUUUUAGCUGAAUUUAAACAUUUUCUUAAGAGGUAUUAGGGCAAAUCUUUUAGGACAACCUCAUAUUUUUCCUGUGCAAACACCUUAAUUUAAAAAAAUUCUUUUAUUUUUAAAUAGUAAAUUUUUACUUGAGUAUCACACUGUCAAAGAUUGAAACAGAAAAAAGUAUCUUUUUUAUUUGUAGGGAAAUCAUUUCCUAAAAACUACUUCCCAAUAAGGUGAACAUACCAAAUACUACUUGAUUUUACUCUCUUUACCCAGAAGUAACUGAUUAACAGUCAUGCUUCCUGUUUAGCCCUCUGUAACUCAGUUUCACACAGCAUGGUGUUUUGAAUCUUUUGUGAGGGUUUGAAAACAUUUGCCAUCAAUUUUAUAAGGCUACUCUAUUGAAAAAGCAACAUACAAUGUAUUUCAUAAUUGUUAGCUCUGUGUCUUUGAGAUUUUAACAUAUAUUCAAAUAGCUAUUUGUAACCACAGCUUUUACUUAUUUGCCAGAAUUAACAAAUUACCAAGUUCUUAAACACAAAAAGACACAGGUUGGAUCAUUUUGCGAUACCUCAAGGUAUAAUCAUUUACAAAUCUCAAUUCAAAGCCAUUUUUUCCCCAGGGAAAAUUCAAUUACUUGUAGCAGAGUUUUUUAUUCAUAAGGAAAAAAAGUAAAAUAUCUUAUUUGAAAGAAUAAGAAUGAGGAAGACAUAAGAGUAUGCUUUUGCAUUUUAGGUACUCUUGACACUACAAUAAUUUUAACAGUACUUUAACAAGAUUUAAAGAAUCUUUAAUUUCUAAAACUAAAUAUUUUAUCUUAUUCAUGUUUUUCUUAUGUUAGUGUACUAUUAUUACAUUCAAAAUACUUAACACAUUGUCUCCAUGAUGUUUAUUUGUGUUCAGUAACAGAAAAUAUAUAAAAAUAAUACAGCUUUUUUUUUCUCUGGAAAGAUAUGCUUCACUAAAUCAAAUGCCUCUGAUUUUCGGGUCUUAUUCUCAUCUGGACUUCUUUGUCACACACCUCAGGGUUCCUCUACUCUAUCACAUCAGGUAGUCAAACAAAGAUAAGGAUAUGAGAACUUCAGAGAAUUAAAAACUUCUAAAAGGAAGAAUUUCUGUGUUAACAGAUUAUGUAUUUAACACUGAUCAAAUUAUUUUGGAACUGUGAGAAAAACAGGCAGCUACCAUAUAAAUUGACAGUUAUGAAACUGCCAAUUAAUUUCUUCCUGUGAUUUUCAGUAUUAAGAAAGCAUUUGUCUUGAAAUGAUAGACAAUCAUAAUACUUAUUCAAAUUAAGAAAUAAGACCCUUAAUAACUUUAUCAUUUUUUAUUUCUUGAGAGAAACAUUUUUAAUAAUGAAUGUAAAAAUAGAGGAAAUGUAGUUGAGAAAAAAACAAAAGAAAUUAAGAUGAAAUUUGCAUAGCUGCGAUCCACAGUCCCAUUUUUCCCUCUAUUUUGUUAUCUCCUGCUGAAUUGAUAUGUAAGGCCCAAUUUGGCAAGCUACUAAUUGUCUCCUCUAAGAAUCUGGAGAUGAGCAAAAAUUACUCUAUGUGGAAACUGAAUCACAUCAUCAUGGUUGGUUAUGCUUACUAGGGAAGUCAGGUUAGGUUCAAAUAGAAAAAAAUAGUUAAUGGUUUUUCAGAGUCGAAUGAACAGAAUUUUCCAUAUUAAAAAAAUCUUCCUGAGAAUUUUGCCUUGAAAACACUCAAAAGUUUUAUAAUGGCUGCCUGUUACUCAUUAUAGCAUUGUUAAUCAAGUGACAAAACUGCCUGAUUAUGCUUUUAAAAUGAAUUAAGUGCAUUUCAGAAAUAAUACAUAUCAUUCUUUAUUUCAAAAUCUACCUACCUGACUUCUGACUUUUCAGCUGUGAGUAGUCAUUUACAAAACCAAAGGGUCUCAUAUCCCAAACAGUACUUUAGAUAAAAAAAAAUGCCUGCUCAUUUCAAUGCAUAUGAUAAACAGCCAAUGCAUCUCCAUCAAACAUUCCAGAGUAUAUAAUAAUAAAUAGGAUUCGCAACCCACUUAGUAAAAAUACAUAGUUACAAUAUACUGGGCCUUCUUUCACUUCCUCUGCAUGGGGUAGGUUUCACUUAACCAGACACAUGAUUAUUUUAAUGUUUCAUCCAAUUCAUUACUGUAAUUUCACAGGUCUAAAUUUUUGGUUUGGUCUGCAAUGUAAAUAAUAUUGUAUAUCUGCUAUUUUGCUAUCAGAUUAUACUUUGUGAAUCAUUUCUUUUAAAAAUCUACUUAUCGCAAACUUAUAUUACAAUAUCAUCAAAUAAUACCAGGUAAAUAUACUAAUAAAUCUGUAGGGCAUGGUUAAAUUACACAUAGUUUGAAAUAUCAAGCUAUUUUUCAUGUUUUAAAAGAUGAAUGCAUCUCCUAAGCCUGUACCAUUAAUUUAAAAAUAUGUUUCAUUUAGUGUUUCAUAUUAUAUUUUAAAAUAGUUUUCUUUAUUCAGUAGUACAGGUUUAGAGAAAUGAUAAAACAUGUCUCAUUUCACUAGAAUUUUAAGAAUACUAGUAAAUGUAAAAGUAUGCAAGCACUUAUAGGGUUAUAAACAUCUACUGUAUCUUUUUGCUUUUCAUAUUAUACCACUUUUUAUUUGAUUAUGUUUAUUUUUAAUUAUGUUAAAUCAUGCACAAUGUAAAUAGCGUGUUUCAUUAUGCCAAAUGUCUUUGUAUUUCACACUGUAGAAAGGUAAAUUUGUAUAUGAAAAAUAAGUGAUGAAAACCUGGGUUUCUUAUAAAACAGAGUAGAAAUGAUAGUAGCGUGUUAUAUUUACAUAAUUCAUUACAAAACUAUCUGUUUAAGUCAUGCAUUUAUUUACUGUAUAAAUCUAAAUUGUCACAUUACUGUAUAAAUCAAAAUAUUUAAACCAAUAAAUGAUUCC